AUGGCAUCGUCCGACGCCCUUCCUCCCCCCAUUCCCGACCGAUCAGAUGGCGGUAGACCAGGCAGCGACGAAGCCCGCCGGUGGAGAUCCUCCCGCUGUGAAAGGCAGCGAAACUUCCGUUUCGCCGUCUCCUUCUCCGGCCACUAGAUACUCCUCCCGUUACCUUCACUUCUGGCCUCCAUCGCAGCGGACGCGAGAUGCCGUGAUCCAUCGCCUGAUCAACAUCCUCUCCACCCCUUCCAGCCUCUCUAAACGUUACGGAGUCGUCCCCCAGGAGGAAGCCUCCUCCACUGUUCGCCUCAUCGAGGAGGAAGCCUUCGGCGCUGCCUCCGCUGCGGGCGGCGGACUUGUCGCCUCCGUGGACGACGAGGAAGAGGUCCUACAGAUCUACUCAAAAGAGGUCGGCGAUCGCAUGAUAAAAUUCGUCAAGGAGAGGGCUGCUUCCGGAUCCUCUCUCUCCGCGGAUGGGGAGGGCGCCUCUUCAAUUCCGGCUCCCGGCGAUUCCUCCCACUCGGACGCUAAUGCUGUUACGGAAGCGUCAUCUCUCAAAUCAGAAUCCCCACAAGCUUGAAUCUGAUCACUGGAUGUUCUUUAUUCACUGCAUUACUCCUGCCUUUUUUUGAUAUUUGUUCAAUUAUCCUGACAUUCGGGUCGGAAUUCAUAGUAUGAUUUUUUUCACUUCCUGUCAUCGAUGAAAUUACGACCGUGAAUUCCACUCUGCGUUCGGAUAGUUAAACUCAAGAUCACAAUUUUUUUUUUGU
Molecule: messenger RNA, 761 nt
Organism: Zingiber officinale
Lineage: Eukaryota; Viridiplantae; Streptophyta; Magnoliopsida; Zingiberales; Zingiberaceae
Product: MFP1 attachment factor 1-like
Exons: 1
Coding region: 47-571 (174 amino acids)
Biological process (GO): mitotic cell cycle; lateral root development
Source: RefSeq, a predicted model, not a curated record